CUCCACUCGUGUCAGCUUGGUGCAUAUGACAUGUCAUGGUUGCCGGCUGCCUUCUUUGCAGCGUGCGCUGCUGCAGUGGAAUGGAGAUGGAGGCCUUUCGGCGCUCCGCAGCCUUGGGAUGGUGAUAGCUUCACUCCGCUUUCAAGGCCGGCUCUCUUUUGCUCGAAUUCGUCUGAUCAUCUCAGUGCACACUGGCAAGCACGUUCCGUCAUCUUCAUCGGAUUGCAUUCUAUUCUCAUACCUGAAGGACACGGUGGUGUCCCAUUUCUGCGCGUGACAUUUGCCAACGUGGCCAAGAGGCCACCCCUUUUGGUUGAGCUUCGCCGUGCCAGUUUUUCCCUGCUGCAACAGAGCUGCCACGGGUAUCUCGAUUCUCGAGCCACUUCGCGCUUCUUCCACUCCGACCUUCUCACUGCACGCUCACGAAGAGCUCUACCACUCGCUGCCAAUUUGACGUUCCCGAUUGCCUCAUACUCUUGCAACAAUGCCCAACUCUCCGCAGGCCGAUAGCACCGAGCCCGAGACCGCUGCGAUCACCGACCCGACCGAGCCACCAAGCUGCUUUGCCUGCGAAAGCACCACGAAGAGAGUAUGGACUUGCAUCCAGUGCGGUUUCAACUUCUGCGAUGAUUGCUGGGGAAAAGAACGUCCUCACAAGCCCCGCGUUAUGGGCAUCGGCGGCCGUCCCCACGAAAAGGUCAGUCUUGGGUGUGGCCAAGCGCCUCGAAUAUAUCUUCCGCAACAAGGAGGUUGAGGACCUAGACGGAAGAGUUUGCCAUAGAUGCGAAGAACAAGUGGUUCGGCAUAGAUCAGGGUAGCGAUGGGUUGACGUUCAACUACAGAGAUCGCUUGACCGACUUCAGCAUACUGGAGAGUAACGACCACAAUACCGCUGAUCACUUCCCACAUCUGGUUUCAUUUGUUGGCAAGACCGGUACGUCCUCAUUAUCAAAGACAGUAUGGAUCGAGCUACCUACUGAUACUUGAUCCUAAAUACCCAUCUAGGCGCGGUUAAAACUGCUUGUGAAGGGUGUGGGCUAGACAGACAGUUUGGUGGUAUAUUUGCAUGGGAGAGCCUUUGGUUGCCAGUGCCUUGAUGUGAAUGUGCUGGAUAGCAGGAGGCCAGAUACAUAAUUUGAAGUUUCUUACCUGAGUCUUAUGUUCAAUCCAGGUACAUCAACACCCUAGGAUCACUUGCACUUAUUUUAUCCCAGC
This is a messenger RNA of Podospora bellae-mahoneyi, 1215 nucleotides long. RefSeq lists its product as uncharacterized. Lineage: Eukaryota; Fungi; Ascomycota; Sordariomycetes; Sordariales; Podosporaceae. The record is from RefSeq and is a predicted model, not a curated record. The transcript is spliced from 2 exons. Bases 31 to 510 code for a protein of 159 amino acids.